UAGAUUAUAUGACUCGACACUGCUAGUCGCGAGCUUCAGUCUACAAAUCGCAAUUGUCGGAGCAACUACUACGGAAAAGAAAGGCCUACAAAGCGGAAAACAAAAGAAAAAAAUUAAUAAAAUUAAACUGAUAUCAUUUAAACGGAAAUACUAAAUUGUGCAACUUAAGUUAGUUCAUUGUAAAUAUAAUGUAGAAGAAACACAAAAUAUUGAAAAUGAAAUGUAGUGGAACACAAUAACUGAAAGAGUUAAAUCGUGAAAUGGUUUCCUAUUAAAGUGUGCAUAGAAAAAAAUGCAAGUGCACUAAUUUUCAAGUAUACAAACAAACAAAAAAAAAAUGCAAUAACAACACUUUUUUACAAAAGUUGUGUGAACUAAUAAUUAUUUUCUGUUGUGCUAACUAGUGAAUUCAUUAGUUACAAAUUAAGUGAAAUCUAACUGUUAGCGUGAUAGUGUAAUUUUUUAAUGAAAUUAAGACACCGUGAAAAAUAAACGUCAACAAUCAAAGGCAAAGAUAAGCCUCACGGCCAAAUACAAAAACGACUGGACACUAAAAGCAUGGCUGAGAAAAAUUUUAUGUACUAAGAAUCAAUGGGCCAACAAUUAACUUUGUGUGUUUAAUGCUAAACUCUAACUGUUGUUGAUAAAGAACUUGCCAUUCUGUGUUGUACAUCGAGCAAAGGUGAACGGUUCCGAACCAGCCCCACCGUCUACGUUCAGUUCGCAACGGCGCUUCCACAGUGGAAGUCGUCUAGAAGAACUUUUGGCAAUUAAAAUAAUCGCGAUCAAUACUAAUUUUGGACUAAAUAUUCACAAACAAAACAGACAAAAUGAAUAGUCUUGUAAAGGUUUUCAGCAACUUUAGAGAGUUCUACAAUGAAAUCAAUGGCGCUACACUCACCGGCGCCAUCGAUGUGAUCGUUGUGGAACAGCCAAAUGGCGAAUUUCAGUGUUCACCUUUUCACGUGCGUUUCGGCAAAUUGGGUGUGUUGCGGAGUCGCGAAAAAGUGGUUGAUAUUGAAAUAAAUGGCGAACCUGUUGAUAUCCACAUGAAGCUGGGCGACUCUGGUGAGGCAUUCUUCGUAGAGGAGUGCCCCUUAGAGGAUGCUGAGGAGUUGCCGGAGAAUAUGGCCACCUCCCCCAUACCAAGCAGUUAUUUUCCCAGCAAAUAUGCCAAUGAUACUUUGGAAGAUGACACUCUCGAAGGCACAACCAAAAUCGCUAGCGAUGACAUUCAACUGCCGCUGCCAUUGCCGCGUCGUAAUUCCAUUGACUUUUCAAAAGAGACCGUAAAGGAAGAUCAGGUGCCGAAAUUUGAGAAUCAAGUCUCAGAUUUUAGUCACAGAAGACAUACAGACAAUACUUUGGAGCGCCGUAACCUUAGCGAAAAAUUGCAAGAGUAUACAACUCAAAAAUUGCGGCAGGAAUGGGCUGAACAUGAAGAGAUAUUCCAAUUUGACGCCGUUGAAAAGGAUAAGGAUUGGAGUAACAGCACGCAAACCGAAAAUAAAUCUCAAUCAAGAUCUAGCACGGCUGUUGUAGCCACUACAACAACAACAGCAACGGCUUUUAAAGCAAGCCCGGCUAUAGCUAUACAGCCAGCUGCUAAAGAAGAGCUUGAGCCAAAAGAGAACAAUGCAAAGUCAGCUAACUCAUUGACGAUUUCCGCCGCCGAGUGCAUCUCCAAUAAUGCUAGCCUGAAGGACGAAUCCAAGGGUGGUAAGAAGAAGCGUCGCAAGAAGUCCCAAAUGAAGAAAAAGAACGCGCAACGUAAAUCUUCCUCGAGUAGCUCAAUUGGUAGCACCACAACAGUAGAGGGUGCCAAUGGCAGCGGCAUGAAUGCCGACGAGGGCGACGGCAUCUCCAUUUCCAACAAUACCAAUUCAUCAUCGAACGAGGAAAUCGCCACCGCAAAGUCAAACAACGAUCAGCAAUCGGCGCCACUUGUUUCCGUCACGGCUGGCGAUGAGAGUCCCAUCAGCGAAACGUGCCAAACAUUACCCGCCACGCCAAGCACACGCAUUCCCGAUCUGGAUAUACAUUUCUUCAGUGACACCGAGGUGACUCCAACUGGGGGAGCGAACGGCUGUGUGGGUCGCGGAUCUGGUCGCCCCUCUACGCCUAUACAGAGUGACAGUGAAUUGGAGAUAUCGCUGCGCGAGAAGGACGUUGAUACUGAAAUGAUGUCCAAUUCGGCCUCAUGGAAGUGGGGCCAAUUGCCCACACCCGAGGUGAGCGACAAAGGUGAUGGCUGUGGUGAUCAGGCGGCACAGUCGCAGGCGCAACGCAAUUCCAUGCUAAGUGGAAUGUUUAAUUUCAUGAAGAAAACAAAUAAGAUGCGUAAGCAAGCUACAGAUGGCGGUGUGUAUUUGUCGGAUUUGGACGCUGAGGGUAUGGAUCCUGAAAUGGCAGCACUGUAUUUUCCGCAACCACUACUCUCGAAGCCUACAAGUCAAGCGACAGCAGACGCUGGCACUACCAGCAACACUUUACUCCACUCCGGUGAUGAUGAUCGCGAAAGUGGCAACGGUACGAGUUUGCCGCAUUCACCCAGUUCCAUGGAAGGCCAGAAAAGCAUCGACUCGGACUAUGAAGAUGGCAAGCCACAGGACGCAAAAUACCUAGACUUUGUGGCGAUGUCUUUGUGUGGCGUAAACGAGAAGGGCGAGCCAUCGGAUGAGGAGUUCGAUCAGCACUUAAUCAAGUAUUCCGAUGUUUGCGAAAAUCCCAGUCUGUUCUCGUCACCAAAUCUAGUUGUACGCCUGAAUGGCAAAUACUAUACCUGGGCGGCUGCAUGUCCAAUUGUCAUGACCAUAAUAACAUUCCAGAAACCAUUGACUAACGAUGCCAUUGAGCAGCUUAUGAGUAACACUAAGCAGGACGUGGCGGCGCUUAAAAUCGAGCCAGAUGGCGGCGCGACUGGCCCUAGCGCGCAAUCGAAACGAUCCUGGUGGAACUGGAGGCGCUCACAAGUAGGAGCUGUAGCCAGUUCUAACAAAAUUAUCAAACCGGACGAUAAGAUUGAUGAGCGAGAUGCCGACCAGGCUGCUGUGGCCACACAAACAACACGUCCAAACUCCCCAGACAUUAGUGAGAACACACUAAGCAAAACUGAUUCAACGCUCAAUGCCGAAAACACUUCAGCUCAGGUCGAGAACUUGGAAGACUUAUCGCAAGCGUCUUCGAAAGGAGAAGAGAGCACCAGCAACGGUAAUGAACGCUACAAGAAGAGUUUGCGACUUAGCUCGGAAGCAAUUAAACAAUUGAACUUGAAAGAUGGUAUGAACGAAAUUGAGUUCAGCGUUACAACCGCCUACCAAGGCACCACGCGCUGCAAGUGCUAUUUGUUCCGCUGGAAGCAUAAUGACAAGGUCGUCAUUUCCGAUAUCGAUGGCACAAUUACCAAAUCAGACGUGCUCGGUCAUAUUUUGCCAAUGGUUGGUAAGGAUUGGGCUCAAUUGGGCGUGGCACAAUUGUUCUCAAAAAUCGAACAAAACGGCUAUAAGCUGUUGUAUUUGUCGGCACGUGCCAUUGGGCAGUCGCGUGCUACACGUGAAUAUCUACGUUCCAUACGUCAAGGCGAUGUGAAGCUGCCCGAUGGGCCCCUCCUACUGAAUCCAACAUCGCUCAUCUCGGCAUUCCAUCGGGAAGUGAUCGAACGCAAACCGGAGCAAUUCAAAAUUGCUUGUCUCUCCGACAUCCGUGAGCUCUUCCCCGACAAGGAUCCAUUCUAUGCCGGCUAUGGUAAUCGCAUUAAUGAUGUAUGGGCCUAUCGUGCUGUUGGGAUACCAAUAAUGCGGAUUUUCACCAUCAACACCAAAGGAGAGCUAAAGCAUGAGCUUACGCAAACAUUCCAAUCAUCCGGUUACAUCAAUCAAUCGCUCGAAGUUGAUGAGCACUUCCCCCCGUUGGAUCUUAAUAUCUAUGAGUAUCGUACUGACACUUUUGACGACGAUGAAGAGGAAGAUGAAUUGAAAUUCAGCGAAACAGAUGACGGCAUUGAAGAUGUAAGCGUCAGUGAUGCUGGUGAUGCUGCCAUUGACGUGGAUGCAGAUAAUGAUGUCUAUCUCGAUUACGCAAACGAAAACGACCGCACUACAGCUGAUAAAAACGAACGUAGUCUGAUAAUGAGACUAGAUGUUGGCAAGCGGACUUCCUCUGAUGGGACUAGUCACAUAGCGGUUGAGGCAAACAACUACCUAAACUAGGAAAUGAUUAUCCUUCCGGCUCCUAUGGGGCUAGCUAAUGAGUCUUCCAAUCUGAAUACAACUACCUGAAGGAAUUUUAAUAAGUAUUCUGUUUGUUAGCAACUAGCGUUCUAUUGACCUUCAUAUAUGCCUAUGUAGGCUGUUCAGUUGUAAAUUAAAUUUGAGUUUAUGGUGAAAGUAAGCAUAAAAUGAUCAAAUGAAAGUUGAUUGUGAUAAUCGUGAUUAAGUUAUAAAUACAUGUAGCUGUGAGACAUCUGGUGCCAUACAUACGGAUGUAUACAGAUGUACAUGUGUAUGCGUAUUCGUCGACAGUUUUAUCUAGAUAAGCUAGUUAAACAAUUUUAUUUUAUAUGCAGAAACGAGUACGAAUUAACGACAAGUUAUAUAGUUAUAAAUGACAUAUACGUAUGUAGAAUAAGCCUAGUCAAUUGUACGCAUGUGGAAACACGUUGAAAACGAAAUGAUAAAGAAUAAAUAGGCAUAAGAAAAUGUAUAAACACAUCUCAUCCUAAGCGUUACGCUAUGUACCUAAACUAUGUACAGAAGUACUGAAUAAUACGUGAAGUAAUAUUACAACAUAUUUCUUCAAUCAAAUUAUAA
Messenger RNA from Rhagoletis pomonella (apple maggot), 4808 nucleotides. It is a transcript of the gene Lpin, whose product is annotated as phosphatidate phosphatase LPIN2. Gene Ontology annotation, cellular component: nucleus. NCBI's taxonomy places the organism in Eukaryota, Metazoa, Arthropoda, Insecta, Diptera, Tephritidae. The record is from RefSeq and is a predicted model, not a curated record. Gene Ontology annotation, biological process: fatty acid catabolic process; triglyceride biosynthetic process; positive regulation of transcription by RNA polymerase II. Gene Ontology annotation, molecular function: transcription coactivator activity; phosphatidate phosphatase activity. Bases 831 to 4208 code for a protein of 1125 amino acids. The transcript is spliced from 13 exons.